AGUAUAAAUUGUUCAUUAUUAUUUACAAUAAAAAUUGAGACCAUGUUUAGAAAAGUUAGUUCAAUUAUCAUCAAUAUAUUUUGCAGAUUUCGUUUCAAUCAAGGAGAUAAAUCUAAUUAUGGAAUAUUACAGAUUCAAAGAAUAAAAUAAUUUAGAUCAAAUAAUUAGUUUUUUUAUAGACAACUAAUAUUAAACUCAAAAUUAUAAUUUUAUAUAAUCAUUUUGGAAAGAAUCUUAUAAGAAUCAUUUAAUAAAAUUAAAAAAAGAAGUAAGAAGAUCUGUGUCAGAUAUUUUGUAAACUUAUAAAGUAUGAUACCCAAAAUGGAGGAAUUAACUAUUGAUCAUACAAUAGUAAUUAAAUAUUGUUCUGAAUACAUAGCUGGAAUAUUUUUGGGUGGAAGAUAAACUUUUGCAGAAUACAAUAUUUGUGAGGAUAUAUUAUUAGCUGUUUCAUUGAUAAUUGAAAGUAUAUAGGUUGUGUUAUUUGAUGAAAUAUGGAAAAUGUGAGAAUGGAAUCAACCACAAUUAAUUAUAUAUGAAGAUAAAGAUCAAUGUUUGAAAAUGUUGUAAAAGUAUGUGUAAGAUUGACAGUAGAUGAUAAAUGUCUUGUGUAUGGUGC
Messenger RNA from Paramecium sonneborni, 619 nucleotides. NCBI's taxonomy places the organism in Eukaryota, Ciliophora, Oligohymenophorea, Peniculida, Parameciidae. The record is from the annotation of a GenBank genome assembly.